Messenger RNA from Mesoplodon densirostris (Blainville's beaked whale), 1759 nucleotides. It is a transcript of the gene USF1, whose product is annotated as upstream transcription factor 1. The coding region runs from base 619 to 1611 and encodes 330 amino acids. NCBI's taxonomy places the organism in Eukaryota, Metazoa, Chordata, Mammalia, Artiodactyla, Ziphiidae. Gene Ontology annotation, molecular function: protein dimerization activity; DNA-binding transcription factor activity, RNA polymerase II-specific; RNA polymerase II cis-regulatory region sequence-specific DNA binding. The record is from RefSeq and is a predicted model, not a curated record. Gene Ontology annotation, biological process: regulation of transcription by RNA polymerase II. The transcript has 11 exons.
CGGACACUGCGGGGCCCGCUGAGCUCCCGGUGUCCUUUCCUACCUCUGCGGAGCAGCGGAGGCUGGGGGUGAGCCUGGCCGGGCUGGCCAGGUCACCGCGCGGGCUCCUGGUCUCGCGCCUGGCCGGCGCUCAGCUGCUGAGCGCCUACUGGUUGGUGGGCCUGCAGGGAGACGCCGCAUUCGCAGGCAAGGUCUAGGCGCCUGACUUCUUUGCGAACUUGAUUCUUUUUCCCUUUGUGUCGAGACUUAGGGCUCUUGCAGGGCCCUCGUUCCCUGAGCGUGCACGCCGCAACAUCCUAGCCCCUUUCCGUGUCGCAUACGCCUAAUGCUCAGGAAAUGCUUCCCGUGUCCAAAUAAGAUUUGAAUAAGUAGCCUGAUCCCGUUGCUGGGUGUCCUCAGAGGCUGCCCCUGUCUGACAGCUGUGGGCCAUAGAGACGCCUCCUGUGCCCUGGCCUCUGUUUCAUUGCUUCCUUCUGCUGUCAGCGCUGCAAGCCUCAGAGGGGCACUUCCUCCGCAGGUUUGAGGAUGGAGAGGACUUAGCACUCAGGCCUGUGAGGCAGGAGAUACGAAGACUUCCAAAGAAGGACCAAUUCCUCGGAUGUGCCCCCUCACAGAGAGAUGAAGGGGCAGCAGAAAACAGCUGAAACGGAAGAGGGGACAGUGCAGAUUCAGGAAGGCGCAGUGGCAACUGGGGAGGACCCAACCAGUGUGGCUAUCGCCAGCAUCCAGUCAGCUGCCACUUUCCCUGACCCCAACGUCAAGUACGUCUUCCGAACUGAAAAUGGGGGCCAGGUGAUGUACAGGGUGAUCCAGGUGUCUGAGGGGCAGCUGGAUGGCCAGACUGAGGGGACUGGUGCCAUCAGUGGCUACCCUGCCACUCAAUCCAUGACCCAGGCUGUGAUCCAGGGUGCGUUCACGAGUGAUGAUGCAGUUGACACAGAGGGGACAGCUGCUGAGACGCACUAUACUUACUUCCCCAGCACUGCAGUGGGAGAUGGGGCAGGGGGUACCACGUCGGGGAGUACAGCAGCUGUUGUUACCACCCAGGGCUCAGAGGCGCUACUGGGGCAGGCGACCCCUCCUGGCACUGGUCAGUUCUUUGUGAUGAUGUCACCACAAGAAGUGUUGCAAGGAGGAAGCCAGCGCUCUAUUGCCCCCAGGACCCACCCUUAUUCCCCGAAGUCAGAAGCUCCCCGGACAACUCGGGAUGAGAAACGCAGGGCUCAGCAUAAUGAAGUGGAGCGCCGCCGCCGAGACAAGAUUAACAACUGGAUUGUACAGCUGUCCAAGAUCAUCCCAGACUGCUCCAUGGAGAGCACCAAGUCUGGCCAGAGUAAAGGUGGAAUUCUAUCCAAAGCCUGUGAUUAUAUCCAGGAACUUCGGCAGAGUAACCACAGGUUGUCUGAAGAACUGCAGGGGCUUGACCAGCUGCAGUUGGACAAUGAUGUGCUUCGGCAGCAGGACACUGGCGCUUCCACUGGUUCUUCCUUUCCCUGGAGCUCAGAUGUGCACCUGAGGACUCUGGGGAACAGGCUUCAGCAAGAAGUGGGGAUAGGAUGCUUAGCAGUGGCUGCUGCCCCAGGAAGAGAAGAUUGGCCGGCAAGCAGCUAAGGCCUAUGCAGAAGUCUCUGGAGCCAGGGAGAACAACAGGCAGGGCCCACUGGGGGCCUUACCCCCUUGUGGGGACGGUUUCCCCCCCACCUCCUUUUCUUUCUUUCCUUUUUUUUUUUUUUUUAAGAUAAAAUAUUCAGAGCCACAA